This is a messenger RNA of Salvia hispanica, 1640 nucleotides long. Its product is annotated as auxin-responsive protein IAA26-like. NCBI's taxonomy places the organism in Eukaryota, Viridiplantae, Streptophyta, Magnoliopsida, Lamiales, Lamiaceae. Gene Ontology annotation, cellular component: nucleus. Gene Ontology annotation, biological process: regulation of DNA-templated transcription. The record is from RefSeq and is a predicted model, not a curated record.
ACAUAGUUGGUUGCGUGCAUUUCGUUCUAAUUCCGUUUCUAGUUUUAGAGCUACUUCGAUAGAAGAGAAUCUCUCUACUUGUCUCCUCUCUCUCUCUCUCUCUUCCAUUUCUCAUGUCUCUGUAAAGAUUUCAAGGGAGGGAAAGAAAGAAAGAAAUCAGCAGCCUCAAAAGCAUGAUUGCAUAUUGCAUCUCUUUCCGCUUGAGGCCCCUUUCCUUCCAUUUCCAUCAUUUCUUUUUCUCCAAAAAGCUCCCUUCUUGUCCUUGACGACGCCCUGUUCGCCAAAAGUCCGCUCUUUUCCUCGUGCUGUCUUCGAAGAAGAUCGGUUGUGGCUUUCCUCUCAAAUGUGGGCUCUCAUUACUUUAAGCCCUUCUCUCCAAUCCCUUUAAAGCUUCGAUCUUUACUGUGUUCUUGUUGUGAUAUAGUUUCUCACAUAGUCAUACACACUUCUCUCUCUCUGGUUUCCUCUCUGUGUGUGUUAAUGGAGGAUUAUUCUAAUUCAAGGGAAGAUGAAGGGUGUCCUCAGCUGUUGGAUUUGAUUGCGAAAGGAGGAGAAUGGGUGGGUAAAAGGGCAGUGGAAAGAAGCCAUGGGAUUUCAGAGGAGAAGAAGCUUGAGCUAAGGCUUGCUCCACCGGGAGGAGAAUGGAGCUUUGAAGAAAGCAACACCACCAUCUCUAGAGAGAGAGAUGGACUUUUCUCUCUAGGCCAUUGUCCUCAAAAUACAGUCUUGAAACCUCCAUCUCCAUGGCAGCACCUCCAAACUUCAUAUCUCCAUCCUGUCAGAAGGGAAUCCUCACAGCUCUGUAGCAAUAGAGCAGCAGCAGCAGAAACUAAGGCAUUUUCAGCAGCAAAUACAGCUGUGCACAACACUGCUCAGAAAAGAACUGCACCUGCUUCAGUGGUGGGAUGGCCUCCAAUUCGUUCAUUCAGAAAAAAUAUUGCCAGCGGCAGUUCCUCCAAACAAGCUUCGGACUCACCUGAUGUUGCUCCGAGCAAGGUUUCGACCGUCGAAAACUGCUCAAGAACUCCCUUUGUGAAGAUCAACAUGGAUGGUAUCCCCAUUGGGAGGAAAGUUGAUCUGAAAUCAUACAAUACUUAUGAAAAGCUGUCAUUUGCGGUUGAUGAGCUCUUCAGGGGCCUUCUUGCAGUGCAGAAGAAAUCGUGCAGUGAUGGGAUCAUAGACGAGGGCGAUGGAGUAGAGAAGAUCGGCGGCUUAUUAGACGGGAGCGGGGAAUAUACCCUCGUGUAUGAGGAUCAUGAAGGUGACAGGAUGCUUGUUGGUGAUGUUCCUUGGCACAUGUUCGUCUCAACAGUGAAAAGGCUUCGCGUGCUGAAAAGCUCAGAACUGUCUGCAUUGUCUCGUGGACCUAAACAGGGAAAGAUCUCCAUGAACAAUUAAGUGUAGCGAGGAUGUCUAGUUUGUGUUUAGCAUCGACUUUUUGAGGACUCGGAACUGGACUCAUUUUCUUGUGUUUUUUCUGGAUUCAAAUGUAUAUUUUGAAGACCAUAUAACUGUUUAUGCUGUUGAAACAUUGGGCCAUUUCUGGGUUUUGUAAUGAAGGUGUAACUCAAAGCCUGUAUGUAAAGAAUUUGGACCUUUUACUCUGCUUUGGACGGUUUUGUAUGUAAUUUUUUUAUUUC